Telopea speciosissima is the source of this 711-nucleotide messenger RNA. RefSeq lists its product as uncharacterized. The record is from RefSeq and is a predicted model, not a curated record. The transcript has a single exon. Gene Ontology annotation, molecular function: nucleic acid binding; RNA-DNA hybrid ribonuclease activity. NCBI's taxonomy places the organism in Eukaryota, Viridiplantae, Streptophyta, Magnoliopsida, Proteales, Proteaceae. The coding region runs from base 1 to 711 and encodes 236 amino acids.
AUGAUCUAUCGUAUUUGGCUGGAAAGAAACAACAGGUUAUUCCAACAACAGAAGACUACUCCAACUGAGGGGGUGCUCCAGCAGAUUAUUCAGGAUACUAGAUGCAGAUUCGAUGGCUCGGUGACCCCAGUUUCAGACACAAGCUGCGCUCGUGACUUUUUCCAUCGGUGGAAGAUCAAAGUGAUGUAUUCUAUGAGGAAGACCUCCUUGCAUUCGUGGCUUUGUCCCCCUUCCAGCAGCAUUGCGAUUAAUUGCGAUGGUUCUGUUAAAAAUAAUAUGGGUGGCUAUGGUACCAUUGCUCGUGACCAUAUGGGAAGGGUUCGAUUUGCUGUGGCUGGUGGCUCUAGGACUUCCAAUGUCCUUCGCAUGGAACUGAGGGCCAUUCGUUGUGGCCUUGAGAAGGCGUGCUCUGCGGGCUAUCCUCGUGUCCAUAUUCGUUCGGAUUCUCUAUGUGCCAUCCAAAUGGUUAAGAACAUUUUUCACACUCCUUGGCAUUGCAUGGAUCUUGUGGAUGACAUUCUAAACCUUAAGGAGAGAUUCCAUUGCUGUACUUUUACCCACGUGAUGCGGGAAGCAAAUUACUGUGCAGAUUAUUUGGCUAGUUUCAUACGUGCUAACCAAGAGCUUUCCUUUAGUACUGAGUGCCUCCCCUUGGCUCUUUACCACCUUGUCAGGGAAGAUGCUAGAGGGAGAAAAUACCAAAGACUGUAA